AUGAGUAUAGCAGAGCCCAAAGAUAGUCCAUACUGCAUUCCAGGGGCAUCACACCAUGCUCUGCAGGCGGCCCUGCAAACACUAAAGGAACGAUGCCAAACUUUCCAGAAACGGAUUGCUUCGCUUGAAGAGGAAAAUGGAACGUUACGAGCUUUGCAAACAAAACCUCCAACAGUCGCUAACGAUCAAUACCCCGAGAGGAGAAAUUCAAAUCCAACAGAGUUGGAAAGGCUGCAAGCAAUCGUGUUUGAGCUAACGCACCAGAAAAUGCAGAUGGCCGAACAUAUAUCGAUGGUGACCUCCGAAAACAGGCAGCUAUGGAAACGGUUGUCGCUGAUUGUGAAAGAGAUCACGUUAUCAUUACCAGAGGCUAACGUUGGAGAGGUCGGAAUAAGCGUUGGGCCAAGCACUACGUUAGUUACUGUUAACCAGCAGCAAACGCCAGCGGCCAUCCAGCCGGGGCAGAAUCUCAUACGUUCACGAACGUUUACCAAGCAUGCUCCUAACCCCAAACUACGUGAACGCCUGCCACGAGACGGUUCGUCGGACGAAGAGCUGAUCAAUCUGGAAGAUAUAUCGUUGUUAAAUACUUGCGGAUUCCUAGAGUCUAACAGUGCAGAUGAACAGCAAGGUUUGACGAGUUCGCAAGAAGAACUAUUGCACGCUACUUUAGAGGCAAAUCCAGACUUCAGUCGAUGUACUGAAGGAUUACUUGAUAUACAACGGGAACUAACGCGUCAACAGCAGACAAUGAAGAAUGUUUUUAAUCAAUUAAAACUUCCGAAAGAGUUGUGCCAUCGAUGCAAAAAUCGUCAGCCGGUUCCCGAGAGCAAAAAACUUAUGAAGGAUGUUACAGUAGAAGUAGAAGAAAGCGAAUUAUUACCGGUAGCAGAACAGCAGCGGCAACCGUCGGCGGAAUGCUUGAUACCUCAGCCAGCUCCUCGAGAAAGCACAUUCCCUACAGCAACUGGUAUCGCCUUAAGAAAAGAAGCUUGCCAACUCGAUACAAUGGCAGUUACCGAUGAUAGCGAAUCGGUUAAGAAUGGCAUGAUCAAUCUGUUGCAAGAAAAACUGCGUGCUAAUGGGAUAGAGAAGGUUUGUCCUAUGUGUGGUAAGCUGUACGGUCAGGAAACGAUUUUCGAUGAGUUUCAGGGCCAUGUUGAGUCACAUUUUCUUGUCGAAAAUGAAUUAGAUGAGCUCAGCCUUGACCGAGCCUACGAAUACAUCUCACAAACUGUGGGUAAUUUCUGACCAUCGCCCGGUUCCCGGCGUCGAAUUUUUUUCUCUAGUGAGCUCUAGUACACAGUUAUCUAACUGGUUAUCUAACCCAUACUUUGAUGUGUAAUUUGUUUAAGGACGUUGUAAAUUACAAAAUAUGGUCGCAUAUCUCAUUUCCUUAUUUCCUUGACCGUUAGUAUAUUAUUCUCGAUAAAGAGUAUACUAAAAAAGUAUAUAAGUGCAAGUGAUCGAGUAAAUAAAAAUUUUAUAGCCUUAUUAGCCCUACUUGCUGACGAAAAUUUUAGAAAUCAUUCAAAGCGUUAAGGAUAACGUAUACUGUUUUAGGCUAAAACCACUCAGCUGCCCUACAACGGGGAAGUAUACACUUGUGAUUUAGAUCUGGCACAGAACAAAGACGUAUGUAAUACAAAAUAACAAAAAUGUUACGUUGAUUCCCUUCAGAUCUGCUCUUUGAAGUUCGGAUCAAACCGUAAUAGAUUCGCUAUCCUAUGCCUUUCGCAACAAUUUCAUGAAAGUCUUGUUCUAGUGUAGUAUUCUUCUUGAUCAGCUCAGACAAAAAUCUAUUGGUACCAGGAGCCUAAUUGAUUUUCAACCGACAGACGGCUUUUUGGGUUUCAUCAUUGCAAGGUGGCAGUAGCAACAAAGAAAUGAAAGAUGUAUAUUAAGACA
Messenger RNA from Anopheles nili, 1908 nucleotides. RefSeq names its product protein spindle-F (gene spn-F). Bases 1 to 1251 code for a protein of 416 amino acids. Lineage: Eukaryota; Metazoa; Arthropoda; Insecta; Diptera; Culicidae. The transcript is spliced from 2 exons. The record is from RefSeq and is a predicted model, not a curated record.